CUAGCAACAUUGUUACAGUACUAUUAACUUUCCCUGCUUAGAACGGAUCCAUUCACACGGAUUCACAUUCCAGCUCAUUCAAUAUAUAUGCACACGCUCACACGGAGAGAAAGACCACCAUCACAACAGACAACCGAAUCCCGCAUCCCUCCAAGAUGCUCAUCAUCGGCCUAACCGGCUCCAUUGCCACAGGCAAAUCCACCGUCUCGGCCCUGCUCUCCCAGCCGCCCUAUUCUCUCCCCAUCAUCGACGCCGACCUGCUCGCCCGCCAAGUCGUCGAGCCCGGCACGCCCGCCUACCGGGCCAUCGUCGCCCACUUCGGGCCCUCCACCCCGGACCUGCUCGUUCCCGCCGACAGCGAGAACGGCAUGCCCGAGCGCGGGCCGCACGGCAAGGGCCGCCCGCUGAACCGCCCCGCGCUGGGCCGGCGCGUGUUCGGCGACGACGCGCAGCGCCGCGCCGACCGCGCCGUGCUCAACGCCAUCGUGCACCCGGCCGUGCGCCGCGCCAUGCUCCGCGCUGUGCUGCGCGCCUACUUCCGCGGCGAGAGGGCCGUCGUGCUGGACGUGCCGCUGCUGUUCGAGAGCCGGCUGGACCGGUUCUGCGGCACCGUCGUGGUCGUCGCCGUCCACGACCCGGCUGUGCAGAUGGAGCGGCUGCGGAAGAGGGAUCCGCAUCUGAGCGCCGAGGAUGCGGAGAACCGCGUGCGGAGCCAGGGGGAUGUGAGGGACAAGGCUAGGAGGUGCGAGGCGAGAGGGCCGGGCAGGGGCGUGGUGGUGUGGAAUGACCAAGGGAAGGAGGAGCUGGAGGUGGAGGUGCGCAGGGUGAUGGAUGAGAUUGACAGGUCUAGUCCGCGCUGGUGGAGCUGGCUGCUCUGGGCGUGCCCGCCGGCUGCGGCUGUGCUAGCGGCUUGGGGGUUCUGGAGGAAUACGCGGCUUAACCGGGCUUGGGAGGACCAAGAGCGGAGGGAGAGGGCCAGGUUGUGA
This is a messenger RNA of Thermothielavioides terrestris NRRL 8126, 986 nucleotides long. RefSeq lists its product as uncharacterized. The record is from RefSeq and is a predicted model, not a curated record. Gene Ontology annotation, molecular function: ATP binding; dephospho-CoA kinase activity. The transcript has a single exon. Gene Ontology annotation, biological process: coenzyme A biosynthetic process. The coding region runs from base 156 to 986 and encodes 276 amino acids. NCBI's taxonomy places the organism in Eukaryota, Fungi, Ascomycota, Sordariomycetes, Sordariales, Chaetomiaceae.